This is a messenger RNA of Diutina rugosa, 3429 nucleotides long. RefSeq names its product Pho81p (gene PHO81). The transcript has a single exon. Lineage: Eukaryota; Fungi; Ascomycota; Pichiomycetes; Serinales; Debaryomycetaceae. The record is from RefSeq and is a predicted model, not a curated record. Gene Ontology annotation, molecular function: protein binding; phosphoric diester hydrolase activity. Gene Ontology annotation, biological process: lipid metabolic process. The coding region runs from base 1 to 3429 and encodes 1142 amino acids.
AUGAAGUUUGGGAAAUACCUCGCCCUGAGGCAGCUCGAGCUCCCGGAGUAUCUGGGCUACUUCAUCGACUACAAGGCUCUCAAGAAGUUGAUCAAACAGUUGGCGGGCUCCAACCAUGAGAACAACUUAUCGAUGGACGAGAUGCAACGAACGCUCAAAGAGAACAAGGCCAGUUUCUUCUUUAGAGUGGAACGUGAGCUCGACAAAGUCAACCAGUUUUACCUUGAGAAACAGGCCGAUUUGGCGGUGAACGUUGAUUUACUCUUGCGGAAGAAGCUGGAGCUUUUAUCGAAGGAGUACUCGCUGGCGUCGGCGAUGCGCCACCUGAUUUCCUACCUUAACUUAUACCAGAACUUCAAGAAGAUUCACCAGGACUUACUGAGACUCCAGCAGUUCAUUGAGCUUAAUGAAACCGGGUUUUCCAAAGUGGUGAAAAAGUGGGAUAAGCGACUGAAAAGUCACACUAAGGAGUUGUUUAUUCAGACUGCUGUCAGUGUACAACCAGUAUUCCACAAGAACGAUAUCAAUGAGCUCAGUGACCUGGUCACCCACUCCCUCUUUGAGCUUGAGCUGAUUAUGGAUGGCGACUAUCUGGCCGUGGCCAAUUACUCGUCAAAUAAUACUCUGCUGGUUCGUGGCAUAUCUCGUACCACUCCCAGCGCCGAACCACACCCACCAGCACUUCCUCAGGAUGAAAUUGAUCAAGUGUACGCGCUGUUUGUUACCAUUGCCACCGUCAAUGAUCCUGAUGUGAAGCUCUUAGCCCGGUGGAUUGAGAAUGUCAAGUCUCAGCUGACUCUGGUGGAACGCUUAUUCACCAGAGUGCUUACUCUUGCGGUGGGUAACUUGGAAAUCAGUGACCAGUUCUUCCGCCAGUUUUUGGAGAUGAUCAAUUGGGAAAUUGACUGGGUGGUGGUGCUGAGAGAUAACUUCAACCAAACGUUACUUCACCAGUGUUGUGCCAUUGCUCCACCAGUACUGGACCAACAUAUUGUCAUCAACAACGGGGUGAAAGUGGUUAACCACGGCGAACAAGUGAAGCAUCUGCGCAAGUUUAUGGUGGAGUACAUCAUGAAAAACGUUCCCGAAGAUAAGCUUCGUCAGUUACUUGUGGUGAAAGACUACAAUGGUCGCAUGUGUAUUCACUACGCUGCCCAUGCUCGCCGUCUCGAUUUGAUGGAAUUGAUUUUACCGGUGUUCCCUCGUGAAUUUGUCGAUGAUUUGGAUAAGGACCUGAUGAGUGCUCUCUUAGUGGCAAUCAAACACGGAGAGUUCCCGUUUGUCAAAUUACUUGUGGAGCAUGGAGCUGAUUGCUUCCCUCGUCUGAGCGAUACCAAACUUCAAUACUUGCCGGUUAACUAUGCUUGUAAAUAUGGCAACUACCCCAUCCUUGAGUUCUUAUUGUGCCAAACCAAAGACCCCGAGAAGAUCAAUCAACAAGAUGUUGAAGGGCUCUUCCCUCUUCAUGUUGUUUCUCGUCUGGGCCACUUCCGCUUGAUCAAAUUGUUAAUGCCAUUCGCUGGUGAAGCCAAUAUUAAUCGUCGUGAUGGGCUUAAUAAGUGGCCUCCGUUAUUCUACGCCGCCCUGGAAGGUCACCUGAAGACUGCAGAAGAACUUGUGGCGUGUGGGGCUCAGUUGGAUGUGGUUGACGAUGACGGCUACAACGUGCUUUACUACUGUGUGGUACAAGGGCACAUUGACAUUUUGAACAAACUUUUAACCUACGCCCCGUUCUGCAACCAACGCAAUCUGCACCCUGGAGCGUCCAUGCUGCUUGACAUUUUGGAGGACCCCGACUCUGAAGACGCUACCAGUCUUGAAAAAACCGAUGGCAUCCCGGACUUGAAACUUCCCCCGCCCAUUCUUCCCCUUCGUCGUUAUGGCCAUAACUUCUUGGAACAGAAAGUAUUGAUUGAGGUGAUUUUCCCUCGCGAUCGCCUGGAUUUCAUUCGGCUUUUCGACUCGCUGACUAACCUCAAACCGGGGCGCAUUACUCUCGUCAGUAACAACUUGGAAUCGAUCCCGCGUAAUGUUCUUUUGCCAGUAGGUGAAGAACGGACACUGGUGUUUCAAGCUGAUGUCGAUGCUCUUGCUGACUUCCGCAUUGACUUCGAGAUAUUCCCGAAGUUCGGGACUCGUCUCAUUGCCAAGACACUGGCGCUUGAAUUCGCUCAAGGAAACAGCUUUGGCGAGGUUCACUUACCUCUCUUUGACUUGAGGCUUAAAAAUAUCGGUGAACUUCGUCUUAAUUACCAGGUAAUCUACCCGUUCAGCGGUCUGCUUCUUGAAACCCUGAAGUUUGACACCUACUGGAAACUGCUGACCAAUUUCAUCAAGAACCGCCAGCUGCUCAAAUUGAACGCUGCUGGGGUGCUCCUGCCGAACAACUUCUUAAGUCCGCCGAUGCCUAAGAAAGAUGGUGAGAUGGUGGUCGACGUUCCGGUGACGGCGCCGCCGCUGCUGGUAGUCACCGCUACCUCCCUCUCUGGCGAGUAUCUCCGGAUUAAAGUGUGCUUGCUUAAUGACGGCACCCCCGUGGUGUGUCCUCAUUGGCUGAUUUCCAUCACCGAAAGCAUCGAGCUUUACCUCCCCAACUUGAAGCUUGAACAAUUGACCCUGAUCACCAACAACUUAUUUGACUACGAACGCGUACUUCGCGACUUGUCUGCGAUGGGGGCCGACGACAUUGGGCUCAUCAAGAAGUUGUUGCGCAUUAUUUAUUUGCCCCUCACCACGGUGCUUAAUGUUGUCCACCCGCAAAUCAACUUGAACCUUGAGUUUGUGUUCCCGCUGCAGUACGAGAUGAACCAGCUUCCGUUUGUCUCCAACAUUCUGCAGCAAUUGAACCUGUUUAUCGACUUAACUUUAACGCUGGUGUUUGACCAUGUGCGCAGCCAAGUGGAGGCGAACCACCCUACUCGCUCGAUCAUCUUCUUGCUGAGCAACUCGUUGGUGUGUAAGAUCCUCAACUGGAAACAGCCGAACUUCCCCGUGUUCUUGUUGAUGAACGGCAUCCUGUACUCGGCCAAGACCCACCAGUUCGUGAGCCGCACCACCAACGGGUUGCCGUGGCUGGAACAUUUGCAUGACCCGCGCCGGUCGGUGUCGGGCGACGCCCCCCAGAUCCUGGAGGUGGCAUACGCUCAAGAGUUGCUGAUUCGCCUGAUCAAGGAAGCAGUCAACUUCACCAUGGCCAAUAACUUGAUUGGUCUUGUCUGUCUGAUCCACUUGCUUGAUCUUGUGCCUAAACUUGUCCCGCUUAUCCGCUCCAAGGGGUUGUUGUUGGUGGCCCUGAGCGACUAUAUUGGUGGUGAUGAUGAGAACGAAGAGGCUCAGAUCCAGAUGGAGUUGGACGCGUAUACCCGCACCGAUGUAAACGGGCUCCGCUUCGACGACGUGUUGAGUUUCAAGGGCGAUAUUUGUAUGUAG